Messenger RNA from Hypomesus transpacificus, 2117 nucleotides. RefSeq names its product thyroid hormone receptor interactor 4 (gene trip4). The coding region runs from base 101 to 1813 and encodes 570 amino acids. The record is from RefSeq and is a predicted model, not a curated record. Gene Ontology annotation, biological process: positive regulation of DNA-templated transcription. Lineage: Eukaryota; Metazoa; Chordata; Actinopteri; Osmeriformes; Osmeridae. The transcript is spliced from 13 exons. Gene Ontology annotation, cellular component: nucleus. Gene Ontology annotation, molecular function: zinc ion binding; transcription coactivator activity.
GACAGGAAGACAUUUAUGUUGCAACGUGCACGGAUCUUAGUGUACUCCGACCUGACUCCGACUAUUAAUUUGCCUUGUUAAAUUGAGUUUAUAUUCCAUUAUGUCGGAUGCCUUGCUUCGUUGGUGUGUGGACCAAUUACACCAUACCUUUGGAUUGGAAGCUUGUGAAGACAUUGUCCAAUACAUUCUAGCCAUAGACAAUGAAGAUGAGAUAGCUGAAUAUGUUGGCGACCUCCUGCAAGGGACGGACGGUAGAAAAAGACAGUUCAUAGACGAGCUGCUGGACAGGUGGCAGAAGACUCUGAGACAGACACCUGACAACUCUGGGAUGUAUCUCCUCAAAGACUCUGUCACAGGAGCAGAUGGUAUAGAUAUGACCAAAGACUGUCAAAAGAAAACCAAGCGCAAGGGCAGGAAUAAGCAGGAGGUGAUGGCAGUAAGCCAAGUGGAGAUAGAACCUGAAGCAGUAAAAACUCCUAUUGACUUAAUGAAGGCCCAAGAGAGUGGAAGUUCAUCCUCGCAAAAGAAAAAGAAUAAGUUUGUUAAUCUCUAUGCCAAAGAAGGCCAGGACAAACUGGCGAUCAUGCUCCCUGGGCGCCAUCCCUGUGACUGCCUGGCCCAAAAGCACAACCUUAUCAAUAACUGUAUAAGCUGUGGUCGUAUUGUGUGUCAGCAGGAGGGGUCUGGCCCCUGCCUCUUCUGUGGAAGUCUGGUGUGUACCAUAGAAGAGCAAGAAAUCUUGCAAAGAGACUCUAACAAAAGUCAGAAACUACGCAAGAAACUAAUGGGAGAAGGGGAUAGGGACCAACUUCCUCACCAGGAGGCUCGAAUGAGUGCAGGGUUAGAAAAGGCCCUCCAGCACAAGGACAAACUACUAGAAUAUGACAAGAACAGUGUUAAGAGAACCCAGGUUCUGGAUGAUGAGUCUGACUACUUUGCCACCGACUCCAACCAGUGGCUCUCGCCAGGCGAGCGCGAUAAUCUGAGGAAACACGAUGAGGAGCUUCGUGAGCUUCGCCACGCCUCCAGGAAGGACAGGAAAAUUACACUAGACUUUGCAGGCAGACGGGUGCUGGAUGAAGGACAGAACCUUAACCAAUACUAUAACAAGUUGGAUGAGACAGUAAAGGCUCUCAGCACAGGCUCUCAGUUGAAGUCACCACAACGCUUUGAGGGACCAGGAGAUCAACAGCAUAUGGGAGAGUUGGUGAACCCCAACAUAGUGCAGUCUGCACCAGAGUGGGUGAAUGUAGGCUGUGGUGAGAGCUACCGGAAGAACCAGGGCAAAGGCCUGGUGCAGGAGGCUGCCAAGGUGGAGCGCUCCAGACUCCGUCUGCAGGACAGGGAGUUGCAGGAGAUGGCUGACGGAGGCUGGUGCCUCAGCAUGCACCAACCUUGGGCCUCGCUUUUGGUUAAAGGCAUCAAGAGAGUGGAGGGGCGCACCUGGUAUACUUCUCACCGGGGUCGUCUUUGGAUCGCUGCAGCAGGCAAGAAAGCCACCCCUCAGGAGAUCACAGAGGUGGAAAACAUGUAUCGCCAAAUAUUCAAGAGAGAUCCUAAAUUUCCUAAAGACUACCCUACUAGCUGUCUGCUGGGAUGUGUCAACAUGACAGACUGUUUGACCCAGGAGGACUACAAAGAACAGUUUCCCAACACCUGUGAAGAGUCGGCAUCUCCAUUUGUUUUCAUCUGUACCAACCCUCAGGAGUUGGUAGUGAAGUUCCCCAUGAAAGGGAAGCACAAGAUCUGGAAGCUGGAGAGCCAACACCACCAGGGUGCCAAAAAGGGGCUGGUUCCAUCGGCAGCAGUGUGAAUUCUGAGAGACAGAGGAGGAGAAGAGUGAGAUGGAGUGAGAUUGCGUAGGCAGUCACAGCUGGAGACGAGACGGAGGUUGACAGAAAGAGAACUUCAGAUUCCAAAUCAUCUGUCUGUCCCUUGUGUUUUCAUCAGGAUGGACUAGCAUGUAUAACUGCUUCAAAGCCAGCCACAUCUAAUCAGGGGUUUUACAGUUAAAGAAAGUGACAGUGGAACCAUAUUAAAAAAUCAAGCAAAUAUUUUGCCAAAUUACAUUGCCUUGAGCAGCUGUAUUUUCUUCAUUAAUAAAAAUAAAAUAUCUU